UGGCAGCGUGUGCGAUACGCUGUAUAUGAAUCACGGGUAGAAUCCCGCCGAUCCACGACGCGUUGCAACGAGCCGUGACACACGUUUUUUCGUGCGCGGCAUUGCAAUGAUCGAGUGAACGGGCAAAGCGGUACACGAAGAUUCCUGCAGAUAUUCCGCGGCGAUGCAUGCACGAACCAUGGAAGACUUGUGAGAGCGGCAUCGCGGAAACCGGGGCGGGGGUACCCCGGAUAAAGGGUGGUCGACGCGCCAUACGAGAGGGGUGAGGGCGACGUGGACGCAGGAAGCGUGUGUUAGGUGGGGUAGCGGUGGAAGGGGGCUUGGCUACUACUAUCAGUACUAUCGGCCCAUUAGGAAGGAGCGAAAGGUGAGCGUUGGCGACGAUUCUCGCCGACGUGCACAUUCGCACGGCUGUCCGUUCGUCCACGGCGUCCACCCGACCGCCAUGUUAUUCUGGAGCGGCGGUGUUACGUCGUUGGCGUCGCUGCUAUUGUGCCUCCUCGUGCUCGGCACAGCCGGCGUCGACGAGUCCGGUAUAGAUAAGUUGGAAGUAGCAGCAGCAGAGUCCAAGACCGAGCGGACCGCAUCAUUGGAGAUUCGAUCAUCACAAGAUACCGAGGGUAUAGAGGCAGGCAGCACACCAACGCUAUUGUGCAAACUGAACGUGUCGGGUCAAGUCUGGUGGAGUACCGACGGCAGGAAUCUCAGCACUAUCAAUGAGUUUGACUACAUCGGACGAUUUGACAUAAAGAAAGCCAGCAGAAACGACACGGGCGAUUACAAAUGCUCCGCGCAGACUGUCGACGGCGAAUUCCUCGAAAAAAAUAUUCAUAUCAGAGUGAUAGAACCCGGCAAGAUAACAUCCGGCAAGAAUGUAAGGGCGAGAGUGUCGGAAGCAGCCAACUUGACGUGUCAUAUACAUGGUUAUCCAUUAUCCCAAUUUACUUGGUUAAAAGGGAAUAAUUCAGAGAGCAGCGAACAUUUGAAGAAUCUCACUAUCGUUGCACAGAUAAACGAGACUUACGCCGUCUUAGUCCUGGAAUUCAAAAGUUUAGCGCGAAAGGAUAAUGGCACGUAUGUGUGUCAAGCGAACGACUACAACGGGAUAGUGAGCGCCUUGACACAUUUAUUCGUCACCGAUGUGCCAAAAGUCAGCAUAGAUUUUAUGAAGGCGGUCGGCGCCGGCAGCAUAUUCCUAAAUUGGACUGUCAAUGAUGGUAACGAGCCGAUUAAGAAGUAUUUCAUCCAGCACAUGAAGAAGGGCACGGAUCAACGCCAGUAUUACGCCGAGCAGAUUGGUGGCGGUAAUUCGAGCUACGUUCUCAAGGGAUUUGAAAGCGACACCGCUUAUCAAAUCGGCAUCAGCGCUAUCAAUGCGUUGGGCACGUCACACAUGCAAUUAGAUCCACGAUGGAUUACCACGCUUGAGAAAGAUCCAGUAUUUGUGCCGAAAGUGUCCGUGAAUGGCGUGACAGAUAAUUCAAUCACAAUAGGUUGGACCGUGCCACCACCGGAUUUGAAGGAACAUGUGCACUAUUAUAAUCUGAUAGCCACUCACGCUGAUCAGAAGAGAGAAGCGGUGUAUCCUGCUCAGCCGUUUAUCGUGUAUGCGUUUGUAGAUCUCGAUCCAGCGACCACGUACAAAUUCAAAAUAGCUGCUUGCAGCGAAUACACGAAACAAUGCGGUAAUUGGAGUGCCGAAGUAAACGGCACCACUUUGGAUGGAGUGGCCAGCCCUCCGAAGAAUCUCAUCGUUAUUUGUCGCUAUAACAAUAUAAGCAGCUUCAGUUUUAUGUCCAUCACGUGGAAACCCCCGGAGAAGCCAAAUGGCAUUAUACAGCGCUACAACAUACAAUUGAACGGCAUAGCAAGAUUUAAGAAUGACAUGGGACGUUUGGACAUUCAUAGUUUCGAACCGCCCAGCUGGAGUGUCUAUAAUAGGAACAGCACACAUUACAAUAAGUUACCUCCUAAUACAAAUUAUACGGUUCGGGUGCACGGAGUGACAAGGUCUCGCACUUCUGGCAAGGAUGCCAUAGGAAACUGUACGACACCAGUUACGAUUCCGGGUCGCGAUAAUAUGAACAUGCGCAGCUGGCGGAAGAUUGAAAGCCAGGGUAGGCAGUUGUUCAAACUCUAUCUACCGCGUAUCUCGGAACGGAACGGUCCAAUCUGCUGCUACCGCGUCUACCUGGUGAAACUAUCGCCGCAUAAAACGGUCGGUGAUUUACCAUCACCUGAGGAAAUCGCGGUAUAUUCUUAUCAGUAUGUGCAUAAUUCACCUAUCGGUGGUGCAUAUAUUGCCGAGAUAUUCGACAGCGAUCAGUUAUUGACCGAGAUCUUUCUCGGUGACGGCGAGUCGUCUAACGGUGGUGCUAUGUGCGACAAAUGCAUCGGUUUACGACCCAAAUCAGCACCGCCGUUGUUACACUUUGUUCCGGAAAUCCCAUCAACUACCACUGUAACUUCAAGUAAUAUGAGCAGUAUCGUUACUAGCACGACGGCAAUUACAUCGAUGCUGACGACAACUGUAAGUAGCAGUGGUAGCAGCACAACUUCUAAUCCAUCCACCACAUUAUCGACGACUACUACUAGUACGAAAAUUGACACAACAACGGCCGUGCCUGUGAUUAUGAAUGCCACGGAAAAAGCAGAGAGACGAAAGAGAGAAGACGCGCCGCUGCAAAAGGCAUCUAUAGACGAAUCUGGAGAAUUCAGUGUUUUAUCGCCUUACGAUGGUUUUCUUGAUGAAACAUCGAAUUAUACUGGUUUUAUCGAAGUUAUUGUGUUCGAUAAUGAAAAGGAUCAGUUUUUACCGGCUUACAGCAGUUAUUUCAAUCCUCUUUACGGCGGAGUGGAUCCUCUCAGCGUAAUGGCCACGGAAGCGACUACUAUCAGAGAAAUGAUAAUACAGCUCUUCAUCGCCGUGAUUUUAACUCUCACAAUUCUAUUUAUCGCUCUCUGUGUGUUAUAUAGAUUUACGAAACGUGCGCAAGAGAGAGAGGAAGUUAUAACGCUCCGCAAUAGUUUCAGACAUCUCUGUAGGAGUUUGAGAGGCAGGCAUCAGCUGGUGGCAGCGAGUCCACCGGACAUGCCGCCUAUACCUAAGAGCGAGUUAUUGCAGGCGUACUUGGAACGCCAUCGGGACUCAGAUUAUGGUUUCCAGCACGAGUUUGAACUGCUACCUGAUCGAUUCACGGAUAGAACGACACGCGCAUCCGAAGCACAGGAGAACCUAUAUAAGAAUCGUUAUCCGGACAUCAAGUGUUACGAUCAGACCAGAGUACGUUUGGCGCAGAUGGACGGUAUUUGCGGCUCUGAUUACAUCAAUGCCAACUUUGUGCUGGGCUAUAAGGAACGCAAGAAGUUCAUCUGCGCCCAGGGCCCGAUGGAGAACACUGUGUGCGACUAUUGGCGCAUGAUCUGGGAGCAGCAUCUCGAGCUAAUUCUUAUGCUGACAAAUCUCGAAGAAUAUUCAAAGACCAAGUGCGCUAAGUAUUGGCCGGACAAGCGCGAAACCAAAAAUUUUGGUGACAUCACAGUGGAACACGUUAAAGAGCGUGCCUACUCGGACUAUGUAGUGCGCGAAUUGAAGAUGACGCGAUUAGGCGAACGCGAUGCACGCGCGAUCGUGCAGUAUCACUUCCUUGUGUGGAAAGACUUUGUCGCCCCCGAACAUCCACACGCGAUUUUACGCUUCAUCAAGCGCGUCAAUGAGGCAUAUUCGCUCGAAAAGGGGCCGAUCCUGGUGCACUGCAGCGCUGGUGUGGGUCGCACCGGUACGCUCGUGGCAUUGGAUUCUCUGCUGCAACAAUUGGCCGAGGAGGGCCAGGUGUCUAUCUUCAACACUGUGUGUGACUUACGGCAUCAGCGCAACUUUCUUGUGCAAUCACUUAAGCAGUACAUCUUCAUCUAUCGCGCGCUUAUGGAGAUGGCACAGUACGGCGACACGGAGAUUUCGGCACCACAACUCAAAACCACAAUCGCCAAAUUGAGACAGCGGGACAAUGGAAAGGAGAAGUGUAGGAUGGAGGAAGAAUAUGAUAAAAUUAGUUCCGUAUUAGAAGAUCGGAAAUCCUUCUCUGUCGGCGGCGGAGACGAAAAUAAAUCAAAGAAUAGAAGCGAACUGGUGAUACCAUAUGAUAGAAAUCGCGUGAUACUCACGCCAGUUCCGGGAAAGGAACAUUCAACGUAUAUAAACGCAUCGUUCAUCGAAGGCUACGAUAACUCCGAAUCAUUUGUCAUUACGCAAGAUCCGCUGGAGAUCACUAUAACGGAUUUCUGGCGAAUGAUCUCGGAACAAUGCAUCUCUACAAUAGUUAUGUUAUCUGACUUGAAUGAAGGCCCGCGGAAGUGUCCACGCUACUGGCCUGACGAUGAAAUCGAUUACGAUCAUAUAAGGGUCCGUUACAUCCAUAGUGAGAGUUGUCCAUAUUACACGCGUCGCGAGUUUUGCAUUUUGAACACAAAAACUGACGAGAGUGGAGUCGUAAAGCAAUAUCAAUAUCAUGGCUGGCCGACGGUGGAAGGUGAAGUACCUGAGGUGACGCGCGGUCUUAUUGAGUUAGUAGAUCAGACAUUGACGAAUGACACUGAGACGAGCGGCUCGCUGGUCGUGCACUGUAGCUACGGAUCAGAUCGGAGUUCUAUGUUCGUAGCACUUAGCAUACUGGUCCAGCAAUUGCGCACUGAGAAACGCGUAGAUGUUUUCACAACGACGAAGAAAUUGCGUUCUCAGCGACACGGCAUGAUCAGCACCUUCGCGCAAUAUGAGUUUCUUCAUCGUGCCAUCGUAAAUUACUCGGAUCUUCACAAUUUAGUCGAUGAUGAAACGGCAGCAUAAUGCUUGAAAAUUAGCAACAAGAGCGAGAUUAAAUUGUUCUAAAUAUUGUUUGGGCGGACAUGUGCGCGAGAAAGUUCCGUGAUAAGUGUCCAGCGAUCCACGAACGUUCAAAUAAGCGUACAUUGCCUCAACCAAAGAUGAAUAAACGUCGAUAAAGAAUCAUUGAUGUCAUCGUCAUCAUCACUAUUAUCAUCGUCGUGUAAACGGAAAGUGCAUCACGAUGCACAACGCGGAUCUAAAGACUACUUGUACAUAAUAUGUUCGCAAAUUUUACAUGUGCUGACUAUAAGUUAAGUGUGGAAGAAGAGCAUUGACUGGAGAUUAACUAAAAAUCGACUCAUCGUAGUAUUAUUACGAAUUUCUGACGUCGUCGGUGAAAACCUUAAAGUGCAGUGCGUGACAUUGUCACGAAACACCGUUACAGAAGCUUAUUUUUAUUGGUAACCUAACGAUUUAGCUAGAGCAUAAUGUAGCCAUACUGUGACAAAGUUUUAAUAUCGAAAUUCAACACAGACACGAAUGCUCUUGUCGGUAUCCUGCAUAUGGCUGUACAGCGAAGGACUGAGACACAGGAAGGAAUGGAUAUACUUGUAUAGGUAUGAUAAUUCAUUCUUCCGCCAAGUAUAUGAGAUAUGGUCUGUAACUUUGAACUGUUUCGCUCUUGCGAAUCGCAAUUGAAUCUAAGUAAGGGAGCUCGACAUUAUGAUUAUUCGCACAAUUCGUGGACCGAUCACGAAAACUUCCGAGAUCCUGUUGAUGCGUAUUAUCCUGGCGUUUACUACAGGAUGUUCUGUUUUGAGUAAAAUAAAGAUGAGAUGAAAUUCGAGCUUUGUUUGUGGGAAGACCUUCGGAAGAAAACGUCUUCUGCAACAAUGCGCGACGUCGCUAUUUUACGAUCUGUCACAAUAAUAAUACUAACGAUUGCGUGCGCGUUGCGUAUUUAUAUGUUCUGCAACAAUGUAGAGUUAAAUUAUUACAAUGUAUUACGCAUAUCACGCGUGCGCUGAUUUUUUUUCUAAAAAGAAAAAAGAGACUGAUAGUCUUAUUCAAUUCAAGAUACAUGCGAUUAGAGCACUUCGUUUGCACAAUAUUUAGAUUUCGCUGUGAAUUGUAAUAUUGCGGCUAUAGAGAAAUGGUCCUUCUCUUUUCUAUUUUUAUUUUUCAUAUUUGGGAGAAAGUUUGUAAUACAUACGCGAUAUAUACAUAUAUGUGAUGUAUUUUUUUUCCACGCGUGAUGACACGAAAAUUAUGUUCGUGAUUUAAAUCGAAUGGGCUGGGCAAAAUAUUCGAUUACGAUUUAGAGAUCGUAAUCGGUAGUGUCUAGGCUCUAAGACAAGCGUAGCGACAUCAUAUAACCAAAUUCAAAUGCGAUAAAUAUCGUAUUCUAAAGUCAAAAUAUCACUAUGAAAAACAUUUGAAAGACAUAUUUCGGAAAUAUGUAAGGUACAGAGAUGUGAUUCAAUAAUAAAAUAUGAUUAAGAAUACAAAAUACAGAGCGUGACUUUCGAUGUGCAGUCGCUAAUUAGCAUUCGAAAUACUGCCCAGCCUUGCGAGAAAAGAUGACGCCAGAAAAAUUGGUGAAAUUAAUAAAAAGGAAGAAUGAAAAAAUGAGAGAAAGAGAGAGAGAGGGGGGGAGAAGGAUUAUAUACGUUUAUUCCUCCGCACGUUUGUUAGUUCUAGUCAAGUUUCAAUACGUGCGCUAUCAAUAAUGCGAAUCUUUUGCAAGAGGCA
Mycetomoellerius zeteki is the source of this 6574-nucleotide messenger RNA. RefSeq names its product Protein tyrosine phosphatase 69D (gene Ptp69D). NCBI's taxonomy places the organism in Eukaryota, Metazoa, Arthropoda, Insecta, Hymenoptera, Formicidae. The transcript has 11 exons. Bases 446 to 4843 code for a protein of 1465 amino acids. Gene Ontology annotation, molecular function: protein binding; protein tyrosine phosphatase activity. The record is from RefSeq and is a predicted model, not a curated record. Gene Ontology annotation, biological process: protein dephosphorylation.